AUGGAGUUAUGUGAAUGCGAUCUCAAUGUAUUGAUUGAGUCCAUGAAAAAGAUAUUUAAGUCUAAAGACAAUGUAGAGCCCAACCAUUUCGAGUACUUCGUGUCGUAUAGUAUAUUCUAUGAGAUAGCACAGGGAAUCCAUUAUAUCCACUCAUUCAACCCCCACCCCAUUAUGCACCGGGACCUCAAGCCAUCUAAUAUUCUAAUGGACAAGAAUGGCGUAUUGAAGCUAGCAGAUUUUGGUCUGGCUAAGGUGGUAGAAGGGUCGGUGACACAUACAUCAGUAGUAGGCGCCGCUUUUUAUAGGGCACCCGAAGUUGGUAACGGUUUGGGUUCUCACUACAAACAAUCGGCCGAUAUGUAUAGCCUGGUUUAUCCGAACCAAGUGAAACUGGAAGGAUUCAAACUUUGGCAAAUAUUAUAAAUAAAAUGAUCACGGUUAAAUUUAGUGCUCGACCAAAUAGUGAGCGACUGCUAGAAAUGCUGCGCGAAAUUGAGCCAGUUGAUAUGGAAACAAUUUUGGCCGAGUACCUGGAUUAUACUGAUGAGUUACAAAAUGAUAAACACAAAAAUCUGUAUACAUACAUAUCCAUCAAAAUUGAUAAUCUAAUAGCAAAAUAUUUGAUUUAAAUGAUAUUAUUAUUACAAUUUAAACUUAUUUAUUUGACAAAUAAAAACUGAGCAG
This is a messenger RNA of Oppiella nova, 684 nucleotides long. Lineage: Eukaryota; Metazoa; Arthropoda; Arachnida; Sarcoptiformes; Oppiidae. The record is from the annotation of a GenBank genome assembly.